GGGUUAUAAAUCACCAUGCAUGAAUUUCUCUUUUUUGAGCUUUUAACAAUUGUAUGAAUCACAAUUUUUAUAAUCUAUGAGUGUAAAACUCAUGGAUCUAGGUUCAGGAUCUUGAACACCAUGGUAAUGCAAGUGACAAUGGAAUGGAAAUACUAAUUUUAUUGAAAUGAUAGAAAAGACAAGUUAUACUUUUUUUUUUUUUUUUGACUGAGGCAGUUUGGAACUUGACCAAGAUCACACAACUAGGAAGUGUUAAGUGUAGAAGACCAGAUUUUAACUCAGGUCCUCCUGACUUCAGGGCUGGUGCUCUAUCUACUGUACUACUUAGUUGCCCCAUCAAGUUAUACUUUUAACAGUGCGAGAGAUCCCAAUAGUAUCUGUAUUAAGUGGACCAUCUGGAAUGACAACUUAUUUCAUAUGUGAAAUUCUCCCCAGGAACCAGUUCCACAAUUGGAUCUUGUACAACAUGUGUUAUCCAGUGCAUUAGCACUUGGAUAAAGAUAAAUUAGGGGAUUUGAAGAGAAGCAAAUGAGUUCAGUCAGAGGUCACUAUAUUUGAAAAUAACAUUUUGGAGGUUUAAGAGGAAACCUUAAUAUGUAUAUAUGUAAAUAGAAUCCCUAAUAAUUCUAUCAGGUACAAGGAGAGUUAUUAUCCCUAUUUUAUAUAUGAAGAAAUUAAGGCUCAAGAUUUUUAUUGAGAUUCAGUUAUUGAAGGAUGUGAUUAAAAAUAAGUCCAAUAAACACUUGACAGUCAUUUAAUGAGAUAACUUAGAAUUGCCUCAAAUCUUUAAAUUUGUUAUAAAAAAAAAGCCUGCAACAUUGAAAAACAAAAUAAUUGAAUUUUCUUUUCUUUAUCUUGGUAGAAAUAAACUUAUUUCAUGUUUGUGAAGAAGUCUCUGAUUGCAAUAAUGGUAUUAUCUUCAUAUUUUGUAAACUUUGUAUGUUACUCAGUUACCUGGUGUUAUAUAGUCUAGAAGUAGUAAUGACCCAAUGAUUAUUCAUGUUGAAAAACUUUAUCAUUAAAAAAAUCAAAUUCUGGGUUUUGCAAGGGCAAAUAAUAGAGAAUUAUCUCAGGAUAUGUUUUGAAAAAUAAAAAGCAAAAUAAAAAACUUUAAUAAAAAUAAAUUUAAAAAAUAAAAUGCAUGAUGUGCAAAAAAAAAAAAAAAUCAAAUCCUGAUAGUUUACAAAUAAGAGAAUGUGGUCCACAGAGAUUGAGUAUAUUAUUCAGUGUUAAAAUUGGUUAGUCUCUAAUUUAGGACUAAAACCCUGGUAAUAGGUUAAUAAGUUCAUAUAUUUAGAAUUGGAAAGGACCUUACAGUUCAAUUAAUACUAUAUCUUCAUUCUAUUGAUAAUUAACUUGAGUCUUGAAAAGACUAAAUGACUUGUCCAAGUUCAAAAAAGUAGCAGAGUUGCAAUUCAAGCACUGACCAUCAGUCCUCCACAUCCAAAGCCAAUGUUCUUUCCACUGCCUUAUGUGACCUAAACUCUCAGGUCUUUGUAUUUCCCAUUUAUUACAAUCCUCUCUGAUGGUCUGUGACAUUGUAUGUACUAGAGAGACAUGCAUAAUCCAAUGAAUGUUGCUAGGAGACUUGAAGUCCUGGUAGGACCUCUCAUAGCAGACUGACUUGAAGUGAGGAUUCAAACUAAAAGCAGUCCUACUUUAAACCAGUGAAGAUUACUAUAGCUAGCAGCAAUGUCAUAGUAGCACACCAUCAGUUGCCUGCCAUCUUUGGCCAACUUGAUUGUAAGUAAACAGGCAGAUUUAUUUGACAGAAUGACAGUAAAUCAGCCUAAUCAGGCAUAUAGAGGAAUGAGACUUUUUGGGAUGACUUCUUGGAAACAAAGUUUUGCAUCAUCUUGGCUAUUGAGGUUCAGCAUCUUCCUGCUCCUUAGCUUUCCUGACUCAGAAGGAAAAGCUAUAUGGACUGCCCAUUUGAACAUAACAUUUCAGGUGGGAAAUCGAAUCAUAUCAGAAUUAGGGGAAACUGGAGUAUUUGGAAAUCAUUCUCCUCUGGAAAAGGUGGCUGGUGUGGUAGUACUUCCUGAGGGUUGGAAUCAGAAUGCUUGUAACCCCAUGACCAAUUUCAGCAGGCCUGAGCCCACAGAAUCCUGGCUGGCCCUCAUUGAACGGGGAGGCUGCACGUUUACCCACAAGAUAAAGGUGGCAGCUGAAAAGGGAGCAAAUGGGGUGAUCAUCUAUAACUACCCAGGUACUGGAAACAAGGUCUUUCCGAUGUCUCACCAAGGAACAGGAAAUAUCGUUGCAGUGAUGAUCGGCAACCUGAAAGGCAUGGAGCUUUUCCACUUGAUUCAGAAGGGAGUCCAUGUGACCAUUAUCAUCGAAGUAGGGAGAAGACACAUACCCUGGCUGAAUCAUCACAUCAUGUCUUUGUUUACCUUUAUGGCUGCCACGGUUGCCUGCUUCUUUUUGUAUUGUGCCCGGAGGCCCAGAAUACCCAGUGCUGCCACCAGGAGACGCCGGCAGAUUAAAGCAGAUGUCAAAAAAGCCAUUGGCGAGUUGGAACUGCGUGUGUUAAAGGAAGGGGACAAAGAAGUUGAUCCUAAUGGAGACAGCUGUGUUGUGUGCUUUGACAUAUACAAACCCAAGGAUACAGUGCGCAUUUUAACUUGCAAGCAUCUUUUCCACAAGGCAUGCAUUGAUCCCUGGCUUUUAGCCCAUAGGACAUGCCCCAUGUGCAAAUGUGACAUUCUUAAAGUGUAAGGAACUAAGGGAACAUUCCAAUGAUGAAACUUGAAUCUUACAAAAUCUAGUAUUGAAUGAAUUAUUGUUUCACUUCAACUAGAGAUACGGAUGAAUUCCUUAUAAACUAAGACCAUGCUUCACUAAAAAGUUAGUCAAAUUUGUGUGUGUUCAUUUUUUUUUGUUCAUCUUGAUAACAUAAAACUCCAUAGAAAAGGAUCAAAACUCAUGUGUGAUGAUGGUCUUCAUUUUGUAAUAAAGCCCUAAAACAUGCCCAGUGAAUUGGAUGUUACAAUUUUUAAAACUCUAGUUUCUUUUAUCCAACCUUUUCUGUGAUACAUAUGCCACCAUCCUCUGUUUUUUCACCUUUCCUUUAUUCACAUGCCACAGUAAUUUCUGCUAAUUUUCAAAAUUUCAAGAUUCUGAGGUGAGCCAGAAUUGCAGUAGAAAGAACAUUGGUUUUGGAGUCAGAAUACUUAGAUUAUAAUCUUACUUCUGAUUCUUGAGGCUUGUGUAAAUGUAGAGAAAAUUGCUUAACUUUUCCUUAAUGGUAAAAUAAGGAGGUUGACCUAAUUGACUCUUGAGGUCCCUUUCAUCUCUAGAAUUAUCAUAUUUCAUUGAUAAUCAGUCCAUCCCUCCUUGCUUAGAAUAUUUAGAUUAUCUUUGUGACUUUUUAUAACUAAAUAAAAACAAAAAUCAACCCUUUCCUCUUUGAAAAACAAAAAAUAGUAAAAAAAACAA
Antechinus flavipes (yellow-footed antechinus) is the source of this 3441-nucleotide messenger RNA. It is a transcript of the gene RNF148, whose product is annotated as ring finger protein 148. The record is from RefSeq and is a predicted model, not a curated record. The transcript is spliced from 2 exons. The coding region runs from base 1774 to 2721 and encodes 315 amino acids. Lineage: Eukaryota; Metazoa; Chordata; Mammalia; Dasyuromorphia; Dasyuridae.